Molecule: messenger RNA, 1533 nt
Organism: Dictyostelium discoideum AX4
Lineage: Eukaryota; Evosea; Eumycetozoa; Dictyosteliales; Dictyosteliaceae
Product: PhoPQ-activated pathogenicity-related protein
Exons: 4
Coding region: 1-1533 (510 amino acids)
Source: RefSeq, a predicted model, not a curated record
AUGAAAAUAAAUAAUUUAUUAUUUUUGAUUGUAAUAAUAUUAAUUAGUUGUAGUUCUGUUUUAUCAGAAUCUAAAAAAUUAAAAAAAUAUGUUGAAAAGUAUGAUCCAAGCUAUAAAUGGACUUUAAACGCCACAUAUGAUAUAAAUUAUGCAAAGGUUUAUGUUUUAGAAUUAGCAUCACAACAAUGGAUGAGUGGUCAUACAGAUAAACCAAUUUGGAAACAUUGGUUAACAAUUUGUAAACCAAAUAACUAUUCAUCAAAUCAUCAAACUGGUUUGUUGUUUGUAAAUAAUGGUAAUAAUAUUAAUUGGGCAGUACCAACAAUUAAUAAAUUAGAUUCAUUUGGAGGAAUGUUAUGUAAUGCAUCAGGUGAAAUUACAGCUACACUUCUUCAAGUACCAAAUCAAUAUAUAAUUUUUGAAAAUGAUGGUGUUCAAAGAUCAGAGGAUGAUAUUGUAGCAUACACAUGGCGUAAAUUUAUGGAUACUAAAGAUCCAACAUGGCUUAGUUUACUUCCACAAACCAAAUCAGCAACAAAAGCAAUGGAUGCAAUUCAAGAGUUUGGUAAAACAAUCACUGGUAAUUACACAAUUAAAAAGUUUAUUGUAACUGGUGCUUCUAAACGUGGUUGGACAGCAUGGGGUGCAGCUAUGGUAGAUAAACGUGUUAUUGGUAUUGCACCAAUGGUUAUUCCAAUUUUAAAUCUUGUUGAAAAUAUUGAAGCACAAGUUGAAGCAUAUGGAAAUUGGUCAUUUGCUCUUAAAGAUUAUGUUAAUCAUAAUAUUACAAAUUUCCUUUACACCAAAUACUUUAAAAAGGUUACAAAGAUUAUUGAUCCAAUUAAUUAUUUAAAUACAUUAAAACCAAUUGCUAAAUUUAUUUUACUUGGUACAUCUGAUGAAUUUUUCCUUUUCGAUCAAACUAAAUCAUUCUUUCAUUUAUUAAAAGGUGAGACAAAAUUAGGUAUUUAUCCAAAUACAAACCAUGGUGGAAUUUUACAACAAAGUUGUGCUACUGAUAUUGCAAACUUUUUCAAAUUGGUUGCAAAUGGAAUUGAACGUCCAGAAAUCACAUGGAACAUUGCUUACUCUGAUUGUAAAAACUAUGGCACAAUCAAUCUUAAAGUUACCAAAGGUGUUGCAACUAAAGUAUUAUUAUGGUCAGCAACUACUAUUUCAUCAACUAAAAGAGAUUUCCGUAUGUUUACUUGUAAUGCUGCUGAAUGUUACCAAAAUAUUAAAUGGACAUCACAAGAAAUUAAUUUAUCAUCAUCCAAUAACUAUUCACACACAAUGUUAAAACCAACAUCAGGUUGGAGUGGCUUUUUCUUCCAAGUUAUAUUCUCAAAUGGUGCUUCCUAUACUUCAGAAGGUGCAGUUGUACCAGACGUAUAUCCAUUCCCAAAAUGUACAAUGGAAGUAUGUGGCUCAGGUAAACCAUCAUGGGUGAAAUCAAAUCAAAACCAAAACAAUGAUUCAGAUAAUGAAGAUGACUAUGAAGACAUUGAAGAUGAAAUUGAAGAAGAUUUUUAA